AGGUGCUACGUUUGACGUGGCGAUGCGUUUCCUGUAUGAGUGCCCGUGGCGGCGGCUGCAGGAGCUGAGGGCUCUCAUCCCCAACGUGCCCUUCCAGAUGCUGCUGCGGGGCGCCAACGCCGUGGGAUACACCAACUACCCCGACAACGCCGUCUUCAAGUUCUGCGAGGUGGCCAAGGAGAACGGCAUGGACAUCUUCCGCGUCUUCGACUCCCUCAACUACCUUCCCAACAUGCUCCUGGGCAUGGAGGCGGCCGGCUCGGCGGGGGGUGUGGUCGAGGCCGCCAUCUCCUACACUGGCGACGUGUCCGACCCCAUGCGGCAGAAGUACUCCCUAGACUACUACCUGGAGCUGGCCGAGGAGCUGGUCAAAGCUGGCACACACAUACUGGCCAUUAAGGACAUGGCAGGGCUCUUGAAGCCCGAGUCUAGCUGGCUCCUGAUUGGUGCGCUGCGCGACCGCUUCCCAGAGGUACCCAUCCACGUGCACACCCAUGACACGGCGGGAGCGGGCGUGGCCGCCAUGCUGGCAUGUGCCGAGGCCGGGGCAGAUGUGGUGGACGUGGCCGUGGACUCCAUGUCCGGCAUGACCUCCCAACCCAGCAUGGGCGCCAUGGUAGCCUGCACCAACGGCACCAAACUCAACACUGGCGUCUCCCUGGACAAGGUCUUCGACUACAGCGAGUACUGGGAGGUGGCGAGGGGCCUGUACGCGCCGUUCGACUGCACGGCCACCAUGAAGUCGGGCAACUCCGACGUGUACGAGAACGAGAUCCCCGGCGGCCAGUACACCAACCUGCACUUCCAGGCGCACAGCAUGGGCCUGGGCAACAAGUUCAAGGCCGUGAAAAAGGCCUACGCUGAGGCCAACAAGCUCCUGGGAGACCUCAUCAAGGUGACACCGUCCUCAAAGAUCGUGGGCGACCUGGCCCAGUUUAUGGUCCAGAACAACCUGACCCGUGCGCAGGUGGAGGAGCAGGCCGAGGAGCUCUCCCUCCCGCUCUCCGUGGUGGAGUACCUGCAGGGCCACAUCGGCAUCCCCUACGGAGGCUUCCCCGAGCCCCUCAGGUCAAAGGUACUGAAGAACUUGCCCCGUAUUGAGGGACGUCCGGGCGCCUCCCUCCCCCCUCUGGACUUUGAGGCUCUGGAGGCCAAAUUGAAGGCCACGUGGGGUGAUGAAAUCACACCGGAGGAUGUGAUGUCAGCGGCGAUGUACCCGAAGGUCUUCCAAGAGUACAAGGAGUUCCUGGCCAAAUACGGCCCUGUGGAGUGCCUCAACACACGCCUCUUCCUGGACGGGCCCAAAAUCGCUGAAGAGAUACAGGUGGAGCUGGAGAGAGGCAAGACCCUUCACAUCAAAGCCCUCGCGCUGGGCGACCUCAACAAGGUCGGUCAGAGGGGAGUGUUCUUCGAGCUCAACGGUCAACUCCGCACCGUCCUGGUCAAGGACACCCAGGCCAUGAAGGAGUUGCACUUCCACCCCAAGGCCCUGAAGGACGUGCGGGGGCAGGUGGGGGCGCCCAUGCCGGGUAAGGUGGUGGAGAUCAAGGUGAAGGAGGGCCAGAAGGUGGAGAAGGGCCAGCCCCUGUGUGUGCUCAGCGCCAUGAAGAUGGAGACGGUGGUCAACUCGCCCGUGGCCGGCACCGUGGCCAAGGUGUACGUGAGCGUCGCGUCCGACAGCACCCUGGAGGGCGACGACCUCAUUCUGGAGAUCAACGAGAACUAGGACGGACAAUUGAAUGACGGUGCAACGUUGUUGUACCUAAAGAAGGGAAUGGAAUGAAGCGAAAUAAACGGAAUACAGAUGUGUACUUACUAGGCUUACUUUGAGAUCGAUAUGAAUUGAGAACUGAGAUUUGACCUUGGACGGAAGGCUUGUGCAGCUUGCUUUGUUUGAGGUUGUUUGUUUGAUUUUUGUUCCUGGGCAACACCACAGGGGCACUGCCCAGACUAGGGGUUAAAUAUAUAUAUAUAUAUACACCUGAAGGGGUAUUUGACAGCUCAAGGUAAGUUCUCUCGAGAGUCCUGCAUAGGAAAUAAUAGCAUCAUUCUAUUCGAGUAUUUCUACAGUAGUUCCGUACAGUAUUUCAGCAUUAACCACAAAGACCAGACCAAAACGGAGAUGGAUUUUUAAAAAGAAACCGAGCUGUUUCAGGCAUGCUUUGUUAGAUACUAAAAUGGUGCAAUUGUCCCUCUUCAGCUUCUGUGAAGGUGGGGUUUGAUAGAGUGCCAUCAGCAGGCAUUUUGUGCCGUUCUUGAAUGGAAGUCUAGUAAAUAUGUAUCUGUUGCCUCCGUCCCGUUCCCGUCACGCUCAGAAGGACAUGAUGUCUCUGCAUUCGAAUAAGAAGCGGAAUAAGCAGGAAGAAUUUAUAUUUUUCAUAUUAGUUUUAGUUUAUUAGUUUAUGUUUUCUAGCUUUUGGAAUAAAUUCGUUGAUUUCUCUAAUUUGGCUGCAAUUAGCUGGGCUAAUGUGGGCCUCGGAGGACUGAAGCUUCUAUUUUUUGUGCUGUUGACAUGGAUCUAAUUAGAUGGAUCUCAUUCAUGAUGUGUUUGUUGUGUGUGUGUUCUCGUGUGUAGGUAUGCAUGUAAUGGACUCAACUGCCAAAUGUCCUCUGUUCAACUUUAAUUAGCAUUCACAUUACCGGCGCGCGUGCGUGUGUGUGUGUGUGUGUCUGUGUGUCUGUCUAUCUGUGUGUGUGUGUAUCUGUGUGUAUGUGUGUGUGUGUGUGUGUGUGUGCACAACAGCAUGGCUCGCCGCAAACUUUUCCUUUUCUGAAAAAGCACCAGUCUCAUUUCAGUGUCUCCUUACUGGAGCGUAAAAGGCAUUUUAAAGGUCUGAAAUAUUAAUGCUAGCUUCUGUAGCUGGUGUUCGGCCCAGCUACAGACGGGGAGCAGCCAUGUUGUCAUGGUAACAUUGUCUCUGGCACUCAACAGAGCCAGCCACAUUGUGUAAUUAUAAUUAUAUUAUAGCCCCCAAUUGUGGAGUAUUGUGUAUUUUUUUACAGACUCCAGCCCUCUCGUAAGGGUGCUACUUGAAAAUUCACUCUGGGAAUGUUCGUGGCCACGUUACAUUGUCCCCGUGAUUAAUGAAAAUAAAUGGGGUGUCAACACGCACACACACAUAAGAAAUGAAUCUCCAGGCCUUAUUAAUCACAAAUGUUUAGGAUGCUCACGUCGCCUCCCUCCCCACCUUUGUUUCUUUGUUCAUUCUUUUUGGUGUGUGUCCUACUCUCGUCCACUGCCCAACCACCUCUCAUCAAACACACACCUUGGACUGUUCCUCUCUGUGUCACAAUUUGAGUAGCUCCACACAUGUGCGCUUCUUAAACCAGAGUCUGACCGGAGGUGGAGGGGGGGGGGGGGGGUGUCCACACAGACUCAACAUAUGGAGACUGUGGAAACACCUGACCUGACCUGACCCAGGGUCAGUCUCUGUGCCUAUAGAGGUCCACACCACAGCACAUCUCAAUCAUAGUGAGCUGAUCUUUGGAGCGCUGCGGCUCCUCUGAUGUGGGGAGGCUGAUGCAGGAGACGCAGCGUGGAGAAGUCAUUAUGGGGGCGCAGGAAAGAGACACAGAGAGAGAGAGAGAGAGAGAGAGUUUGUUUUUUUCCGAGGUGGCGGUGUUGACUUGACCUGACAGAAAAGGAGGGUAGAGGGAAGAGAGAAUGCGUGUGUGUGUGUGUGUGUGUGUGUGUGUGUGUGUGUGUGUGUGUGUGUGUGUGUGUGUGUGGAGAGAGAGAGAGGAGUAGGGGUGGGAGGGGUGAGGGUUGUUGUCACUAUUCUGAGAUAGUCCCCAAAGCAGACAGACAGAGUGUGUAUACGCAAUCGUUUUUAUUUUUGGUUCCUUUCAGAAUGUGUGAUUUAGCAGGUUUUUUUUCUUUUUCUUAUUCUUCUUUUUGUCCCCCACAGCGUUUCAUUUCAGCCACAGAUGUCCUGGAUUUUCACCCGGGGUCCUUUGAAUUAAACAGAAGAGAGAUAAAGAAAAGAACGCCUCUGAGAUAGUAAAACUGGAUCACUUAAAAGAGCUUCGACUGUGGCUGUGGAGAAAGUGCUCUGGAGACCAUUUUGUGCAAAUUGAAUGUUUCUCCAACCACCCCACCCCACCCCACCCCCGUUUGUCUUGCCACGGCGCACACCAGCUCAAGUUCGGGGCUGCUGGCCACGGGCCGGGGUCAAUGGCGCGGGCCGAUGCUAGGAGUGUUCUCAGGCCCGUUAAGAGUCGGAUAAAUCUGAGACGCGACUAAAAGCGGAAAGAGGUGGCAGGAGGCACUCAAACACUUAGCUUCAAUCUUUCUUAUUUAUUUUGAGUUUCUGGUGUGUUGUGGUGGCGGUGGUGGUUGUGGUGGUGGGGGCUAGUUGGAGAAAACCAUCCUCAAUUGGUGCAAUUUCAGUGAGUGGCUUUUCAUUAAAUCUCAGCAGGCCCAAGCGAGGGUUUUUCGAAAUGAGCUUAUGAUCAUUGCCCUCCCUGCUGGUUGAGUGUGGAGUGGUGUCGGGGGUGGGGGUGGGGGGGUCCAUUUAGAUGUGAGGAUUUGUGUGUGUGUGUGUGUGUGUGUGUGUGUGUGUGUGUGUGACUGUGGUCUUUCUUCACUACACAUAUUCUUAGAACAUCUGCGUAGUACAAUGCAUCAUUUUUAGCUGUGUGUGUGGCACGUAAGGUUUGAGUGUGUGCAUGUGUGUGUGUGUGUCUGUGUGUGUGUUUGUGUGUGUGUCUGUAUCUGGUGUGCAUGUGUCACAAAAUAGCCAAAACCUUCCAUCCCAGCGUGUAGACAUCCUCCGUUUCCAGGGCAACAGGAGACGAAUGAGGAAUCUUGUAAAGGACAAGCGUUCUCUGAAGCGUUGAAGUUAAACAUAGAAUGCCUGUUGUAAUUGAUGGGAAGCAGCAAACAGGUCAGGACAAUACCGCAGUGUGUGUGGGUGUGUGUGUUUGUGUGGGUGUGUGUGAUGAGAGAUAGAACACGUGCACAUCUACAAAAAAAGCCUAUGCUGGAAUGAAAGAGUGUUUUCUUAAAUCAAAAGAGACAAACUUCUGGCAGACCUGCUUUAAGCUCUUAAUAGACUUUUACUCCGUGAUCUCAGUGAAACACAACAGCUAUAUGUGUGUGUGUGUGUGUGUGUGUGUGUGUGUGUGUGUGUGUGUGUGUGUGUGUGUGUGUGUGCCUGUGUGUGUGAGUGAGUGUGUGUGUGUGUGCGUGCGCAGCAGUUUAAUGUAAAAUAGCAUUACAAGCACAGAGUUCUUCCGUAAGCUCAGAGCUUUUGAAACAGCAUAUACCAACUAAUCUCAAAUGCAGCUUUGAACUUAUCAAGCACAUAACAACGCAGAACCUUUGCACCUCGUUUACCUCUGGAAGCGUCAAGCCCCUUGAUGUGGAACUACAGGGUACUCCUCGACGAGCCCCUAUCUCACACUAACACUCCAUGCGCUGUUCUCCAGGUCUGUGUUCCCCUGUAAAAUCCCCAACAAAUAGUUUAGAGAUAUUCUUUUUUUUUGGUAAUAAUGUGCUCCAUCAUUGUAAGUCAAGGAUUGGUUUGUCCUUGAAGUGUAUAAGAAAUUGUGUUUGGAGUUGGAUUUUGAAUAAAUGUGUGCUUAAUAGCUUUUAAUUUUGAAUUUUGAAUAUUUUGAAUAUGUGCUUAAUGCCUAAGAUUUAGUGAAGAAGUAAUGGGUAUUUUCUCAAAACUCUAAACUUCUUGAUUUGAAUGAAGGUCAGAUUGGUUGGGAAAAAUGUUUUAACUCGGGUUACUGCUAGAGAGUAUCCCUAAUUGUGUAUUAGUAUAUUCUUCCAUAUGUGAAUGUGUAUGCUUUUCCUCUUUUGUAAUUAUUUUUUGGGGGUUUUGUUUGUAGUUAUUUUUUUGUUUGGGAUUCAUUAACUCCCGUAUCGAUCAUGUGUUGACGCACAGGCAGGGAACUGAAUAUUCCAAAUGAAUGCAAAUAAAUGAAAUUAACAUAA
Clupea harengus (Atlantic herring) is the source of this 5944-nucleotide messenger RNA. It is a transcript of the gene pcxb, whose product is annotated as pyruvate carboxylase, mitochondrial-like. The coding region runs from base 23 to 1726 and encodes 567 amino acids. The transcript is spliced from 9 exons. Gene Ontology annotation, biological process: pyruvate metabolic process; gluconeogenesis. The record is from RefSeq and is a predicted model, not a curated record. Lineage: Eukaryota; Metazoa; Chordata; Actinopteri; Clupeiformes; Clupeidae. Gene Ontology annotation, cellular component: cytoplasm. Gene Ontology annotation, molecular function: metal ion binding; ATP binding; pyruvate carboxylase activity.